AAAAGAUUGUCUUCCUUGAAACUAAGGAAACAAGUUUGAUUGUCCAUCUUUAGUAUAGCUUGCAUUGAUUCUUGUGCAUCAUCAAUAUAGCUGAGACUUACAACAUGCCGAUUUGGUUGAAAGACCCGCAAAUAAAGUAUGCUUAUUUGUGUGGCAUUGUUUUACCUUGUUCUUUUUAAUGUUGGUUGGGACAUGGAGUGAUCUUUGUUUGCAGUCAUUCGCAUGAUAAAGGAAGAUGGGCUACCCCGGCCAGAACAUCUUCAUUGAUGCUUGACAAUCUGCUUCUUAAGCAGUACGAGUUAAUGGAAAAACCUUUCUCAGACUCUUCCAUGUUGUUAUCUUCAGAGCUGUGGUUCAUCACAGUGUUGUAAAACGAAAACAUAACUCUGGUUUCGAGGGUCACAAAGACGGAAAGAUGAGUCUUGCUUGCCUCGUGUGCCACCGUGUGGAAAGUCCAUCACACUCUUUCAGGAGUUACUCCGUGCCAAGUUCAGAUAACGAGGGAAGAUGUUCAGCCGUUACUAACUGCCUAGCAAGGAAGCAGCCACUACCGUCUGCUAGACCGGCUAUAACAACAACCUCCAAAGUGACCCCACAACCAAGUUUUCAGAACAGUGCCGGAAUGGCAGGUCCCCCGCGGCUGGUGCGUAGUCGGGCUGUUAGGAGGGAUAUUGUGAGAGACUGGAACUUCGAAGAGGCGAUAAUGGAACGCUAGUUUGCUUAGUUAGACAACGAGAGUGGGCGAGGUCUGUCCGUUUGCCACUUGGGAUAUAGUAAUAGAACCUUUGUUUUCUGCCGCUCUAUUUUGUAGUUUGCAAUGGGUGAAUACUGAUGUGUUUCAGCAUAUGUAAACAAUCUGAGUAAGAUUAUUGAAUGUGAAAAACAUGUCACA
Molecule: messenger RNA, 892 nt
Organism: Hibiscus syriacus
Lineage: Eukaryota; Viridiplantae; Streptophyta; Magnoliopsida; Malvales; Malvaceae
Exons: 2
Coding region: 416-715 (99 amino acids)
Source: RefSeq, a predicted model, not a curated record